UAUUGUUGUCGCACAGUGAUGGGCGCAGCGUCGUCAAGGUUGCGUGUGCGCUGGCAGCGGGCAGUGAGCGUGUGAAAUCUCAGCGGGCGAGUUUUUUUGUGCAGCAUGUUGCCGUACCAGGCGGUGGCGAUGGACUACGCCGUCACGUCGUCCUUUCAGCGGCAGCCGGGUUCUGGUGCGCUCAUCAACCCGGCCUUCACGCACUCCUGCAUCUUGGAGGUGCGGAAGGAGAAGAGUCGAGAUGCAGCUCGCAUCCGGCGCGGCAAGGAGAACUUCGAGUUCUACGAGCUGGCCAAGAUGCUGCCCCUGCCCGCCGCCAUUACGUCGCAGCUGGACAAGGCGUCCAUCAUCCGGCUGACCAUUUCCUACCUCAAGCUGCGCGACUUCUCGGGCCACGGCGACCCGCCAUGGAGUCGCGACGGCCCGCCGCCGAAUAAAAGCGUUAAGGGCCCUGUCCGGCCGCGUUCUGUUGCUGGAAUAGCGAUGGAAAUGUUCGAGCAGCACCAAGGAACCCAUAUUCUGCAAUCGCUGGACGGAUUCGCCUUCGCCCUGGCUGCAGACGCGCGGUUUCUGUACAUUUCGGAGACCGUCUCCAUCUACCUGGGUCUCUCACAGGUGGAGAUGACGGGCAGCAGCAUCUUCGAGUACAUCCACCAGCAGGACCACGCGGAGCUGGCCGAGCAGCUGGGUCUGGGGCUGGCGCAGGGGCAGUCGCUCGCCUCGCCCGGCAGCGCGGGCUCCGAGGAGGGCGCGCCCCAGGGCACCAACAACCCCGACGUGGCGACGCAGAUGAGCUUGAGUAGCAGCUCGGCGUACAAGGGGCUGGACCGAGCCUUCUGCGUACGGAUGAAGUCCACGCUAACGAAGCGGGGCUGCCACUUCAAGUCUUCGGGAUACCGGGUGGUGCUGGUGCUGAGCCGGCUGCGGCCGCAGUACACGUUCUCGCACGCGCGCAAGUCGUCGCCGCCGCUGCUGGGCAUGGUGGCCAUCGCCAUGGCGCUGCCGCCGCCCAGCGUCCACGAGAUCCGCCUCGAGUCCGACAUGUUCGUCACACGUAUCAACUUCGACUUCCGGAUAGCGCACUGCGAACCUAGGGUAUCAGAAUUACUCGACUACACGGCCGACGAACUGACAGGCAAGAACCUCUACACAUUGUGCCACGGGGAAGACGCCAACAAGCUGAGGAAAUCCCACCUCGACUUGAUCAACAAGGGGCAGGUGAUGACGCAGUAUUACAGGUUAAUGAACAAGAGCGGAGGCUACACGUGGGUGCAGACGUGCGCCACCGUCGUCUGCAACUCGAAGAACGCAGACGAGCAGAACAUCAUCUGCGUCAACUACAUUAUCAGCGGACGCGAGUACGAGAACGUGGUGAUGGACUGCUGCCAGAUGGACGACGCCGUGCCGCAGACAGUCAAGAGGGAGGACAACGACCCCGAGAACCCCUCUCCCGACGCCGACAGGCCCGGCGGUCGCAGCAGCGGCGCGGGCGCGGCCAGCCAGCAGCAGCCGCCGCAGCAGCCGCAGCCGGAGCCCCAUCGGUCGCCGCCGGACCUGGAGGAGGGCUCUUCGCAGGGCGCGGCCGGCGCCGGCGCGGGCGCUGGCGCGGGGGAGCCGCACGGCAGACGGCUCGCCGCCCCCGCACCCGGCCCAUCGCAGCUCGGCGGCGGGCUGAGCAUCCGCGCGCUCAAGAAGCUGGCGGCGACGCGCGGACGCCCGCACAAGCGCAAGCUGCUUUCUGACGAGGACAGCAGCUGCUGCAGCUCCGACGAAGACGACGAGGACGACGAGGACUCGUCGGCGGCAGCGGCGGCGGCUGCGGCGGCGGCGUCGGUGGCGGCGUCGGCGGCGGCGGCGGUGGCGAUGGCGGCGGCGGCGGCCAAGCGAGCGGCCGUGCUCAGCCCCGCGUCCUCGUCCUGCCACUCGUCGUCGGCGGCGGCCGCGCUGCCCUCCGAUCACAGCCCCAAGCCCGACGACCCCGACGGCCAGCCCGGGCCCCCAGGUGGUGGUGGAGCAGGGGGCGGCGGUACGUCGGUGAAAGACCUGGAGCACGCCAUGUCGAAGCACCUCCCGGCGGCCACGCCACCACAGCAGCAGCAGCAGCAGCCGACGGACUUCAGCACGGACGCGCUUCUGAAGCAGCAACAGCAGCAGCAGCAGCAGCAGCAGCGGAGUACGAUCCAGUGGAUCGGCGCGCAUCACCUGGGGGCGCACGGCGCGCACCAGGCGACGGCGGCCGGCCCGCUGCCCGCGUCGGCGCUGCUGCGCCAGCUGUACGCCAACCGCGAGAGCGUCAUCCGCGCCAACGUGCACGCUGCCGCCGCCGCGCGCGGCUCCUCCGCCUACUACACCGCCGACCAGGUGUACUCUGCUGUACAUCCAUCGGCCCUAGAUGCUGCAUACUCAUCGCUAGACCAGGCACAAUUCUAUCACCACCAUGGGGCAGCACAAGCAUUUCAUCUCUACCAUCCAGCAGCUAAUAAGACAGUGACAGCCACAGCAACUGUCUACCCAGAAGCGCUGAAGAACUCUGCCAACUGGUAUUCCACCACUUCCUAGUACAGCCAAUGCAGCCCUUCAGAAUAUUUGUACUUAAUGUCAACACAUGUAAUAUAACAUACAGUUCAUUUUUCAGUGUAAGAUAUUACAGAGUGUGUCUAGUGAGCACAUUUGGGUGAGAAGAAACUGCAGGCCAAAGUAAACUUUCUGCUCUGUUUUCUGAGACUAUAGUGAAAAUUCAGUCUGUCCGAUUAUUUAACAGAGCUUGGAACUGAAGUGAUAAGCAUUCCAAGUGUACAGGAAGCUUUCUUUUACAUAUUUCCUUCAUAUGUAGGUCAUACAGUUUGCAGAAGAAAUAUUUGUAGCUGCAGCUGUGUCACUGCAGCAUGGAUGAAUGCAGAUACUUUUACAGACAAAGCUAAAAUACAGUCUGAGAUUGUUCUGCCUUACAGAUGAUGGAGAGGUAUGAUUCAGCCCCAUUGGAUCCAGAUGGAGGGCUAAAAAGUCAAUGACAAGGAGUAUUCUUAGCUCAAGCAUAAUAAUACUCUACAAUUUCUUGUGUCUGGUUAAGAACACUAUCAAAGAUUCACAAUUAACUGCUUCACACACUGAAAAAAAUUGUGAUUGGCACUCAGUUGUAUUCUACUAGAUUCAGUGUUAAUGUUUAAGCAGUUACAGCUUCAACAACAGCAGCAUUAGUUACAUGAAGAAAGAAGACUCAAUUUCUUCAGAACUGUGUUUUAAUGUCAUCCUGUGCCACAUUGCACUGUUGACUCACAAUGUAUAUUUUCUCAGUCGAAGAAUUUUGCUAUUAAUUAUAUGUAAUUGUGUCCAGUUAGGCCUAUUCUUUCUUGUAGUUUCCUUGUCUCCAUAUUUAUUAAGUAAUACAGCUAUUAGCAAGAACUGUUGAAUGUUGACAUUUUCUGCUAUUAAAGUUUCAUGUGUUAAAUUGUAUUAGGAUAUGUUUUGCAUAUCUUCUUAUGCAGAAUAAUUGGAACCAAUAUUUCCAAUUUUUCAGUGUAAGUGAACAAAUGUUACAAGUCAUUUUUUUGUGCAUGGUUGUGUUUAUAAUUUUUCUGCACUACUGUUCAUUCAUAUAUGGAAAUAAUUCUGAAAUGUUAUUAGAAUGAAAGUAAUGAAGUGUGUGUAUGAUGGUAUAUAAAAAUGUAACAUAUAAAUAUGUGUGUUUACGUGUUUCAAAUGUGAUUGAAGUUAAUGUGAUGGUUACUGAUAAGAGAUAUAGUUCUGAAAUUUUUCAGAAUGAGAAUUAUGUGACAGUGUAUUUACGAUCAGAUUUUUACUGUAAGUAAUGGACACUUUUCAAUAGGUAUUUUUGCCUAGCAUUAUAACUAAAUGAUGCAUAAACCAAAGUUAGAAGUGCUAUUUUGAAGGAGGGCUGCUUCAGUUUUUGUGCCAUUGACCUGUGCAAUAGUCUGUGGUGACGAAGUUAAAACAGAAACUUCAACAGGUUCAUAAAAGCUGUGAAAAUCAGAAUUGAGAACAUUGGCAUCAUGAGUAUACACACAUUUCUGCAUUUGGUAGCCAUCAUCUUUAGCUCUAGAUUUGAGCUUGUAACAGAAAUGAAAAUUCUGAGACCAUGGCGAAUAUCAAAUUUCAUUUAUAUUGCAAGCCAAAGGGAACUCAGAGCAAUAAAAACUUUCAAAGAAACAACUGUACUACUGAGAAAGUUUUUGAUACAACUAUAGAAAAAAACAUAACACUGGCAAUUGGCAUGUAUGAUAUGUAUUAGUUUGGGUUGCAUAUUGCUGUGAAAACCAGGAGCACAUUCGAUGUUCAUAAAUGUUUUCUGUCCCUCAAAAAUAAAUUUUGUUUAGAUAUCAUAUGCAAAAAUACAUAACUCAAAAGUAAGCAAUAAGGAUUUUUUU
This is a messenger RNA of Schistocerca piceifrons (Central American locust), 4385 nucleotides long. Its product is annotated as protein trachealess-like. The coding region runs from base 106 to 2559 and encodes 817 amino acids. The transcript has 13 exons. Gene Ontology annotation, molecular function: DNA-binding transcription factor activity, RNA polymerase II-specific; protein dimerization activity; RNA polymerase II transcription regulatory region sequence-specific DNA binding. NCBI's taxonomy places the organism in Eukaryota, Metazoa, Arthropoda, Insecta, Orthoptera, Acrididae. The record is from RefSeq and is a predicted model, not a curated record. Gene Ontology annotation, biological process: regulation of transcription by RNA polymerase II.